CACACACACACACACACAAAGUGAAAUAUGAUCGGAGCAGCACUGAGCCAUAAUCCUGGCUCCGCACUCCGGGUCAGGGAUGCUCCGCGCAGACAAAGGAAGGAGGUUUCCGUGUUCUGUGGGUGGUAAUUAUCAUCAAGCCUAGAAGACUAAGGAACAGCAGCAGCUGAAACACACUCACACUGCCACAUCACACACACAGCUCGCUGCACUACAACAUGCGUUCAGGAGUUUCGCUGCUGUUCCUUUUCGUGGCGAGAAGUUGUUGGUGCGCCCCGCAGCAGACUUGUCAUCCCGGAGACGAAUUUUUAGGGAGAUGCAGCAACAACGUCUAUGAGGAGAAACCUAAGUGCACAGAGCUGAACCUGGGCUACUGCAAUGAUUUGGAAUAUUCUAGUACCAUAUUCCCCAACAUCCUCGGCCACCGGAGUCGUGUGGAUGCUGAGUCUGGAGCAGAAUACCUCCUCCUCAGCGUCAUCCACGGCCUGCUCAACGGGGAGUGCUCCCCUGAGAUUCGUCUUGUAGGCUGCUCGGUUCUCGCUUCGCCCUGCAAGGACGACAAGAUGAUCAGACCGUGUCGCAGCACAUGUGAGGCACUGAGGAAGGACUGUGCCCAUGCCUUUGAAGCCAUCCAAAUGGCCUGGCCCUACUUCUUGGACUGUGAUCGCUUCUUUGCCAGCGACCAAGAGGGCUGUUUCGAUCCCCUAGCAGGGCUGAAAGCCAGACAGGAACUUGCCAUGUCCAGUCUGUCUCCUGAGGAGCCCAGCACCAUCAUCCAGUUCACCUACACCUCGAACGCUCAGAUGUACAGUUUACUGAAGAGAACAGCAGCCAAGUGCUCCCAUAUCUCUCAUGUGUACAGCAUUGGACGCAGCACUGAGGGCAGAGAUCUGCUGGUGAUUGAGUUCACCAACAACCCAGGACAGCAUGAGCUACUGGAGCCAGAGAUCAAGUUGGUGGGCAACAUGCACGGCAACGAGGUGCUGGGCCGCCAGCUGCUCAUCUAUCUGGCCCAGUACCUGUGUUCAGAGUACAUUCUGGGAAACCAGAGAAUUCAGACCAUCAUCAACACAACUCGCAUCCACCUUCUGGCCUCCAUGAACCCCGAUGGCUAUGAGCUGGCCGCCGCAGAGGUAGAGGAUAGCAAUGACCCGGAGCUCACCAACCACGAAGGUCACUUGUUGAAUGGUUGGACCAAUGGUCGGGGCAAUGCCCAAAAUAUCGACCUGAACCGCAACUUUCCGGACCUCACCUCCGUGUUUUACCGGAACCGGCGUAGCAGGCACUACCGCAUUGACCAUAUCCCAAUCCCAGAUGGCUACUGGUUUGGAAAGGUGGCACCAGAGACCUAUGCAGUGAUGAAGUGGAUCAGGUCACUGCCUUUCGUUCAGUCUGCCAGCCUCCACGGAGGGGAGCUGGUGGUCUCUUAUCCCUUCGACUUCUCUAGACAUCCACAGGAGGAGAGGAUAUUGUCUCCCACUCCAGAUGAAAAGGUCUUCAAGCAGCUGGCUCGUAUCUACGCUGAUGCCCAUGCCACCAUGUCCAACAACGACACAGAGAGGUGUGGAGCCUCCUUUUAUCGAACCAGAGGCAUCAUCAAUGGGGCUCAGUGGUACAGUUUUGCUGGUGGCAUGUCAGAUUUCAAUUACUUACACACUAACUGUCUGGAGAUCACAGUGGAGCUGGGCUGUGACAAAUUUCCCUCAGAGGCUGAACUUUAUCCAGAAUGGAAGAGAAAUAAGGAAGCUCUGCUCAGUUUUCUGGAGUCUGUCCACCGAGGAAUAAAGGGAGUAGUUAAGGAUGUUGAUGGAGUUGGUAUUAAAGGUGCAACUAUUUCCGUCAAGUGGAUCAGGAAAGAUAUCACCACAGCUGAAGAUGGAGACUACUGGCGUCUGUUGAACCCUGGCACUUACAUCCUGACAGCCACGGCCAAGGGUUAUUCCAAGGUCAGCAAGAGGGUUCAUCUGCCUAACAACAUGAACAAAGCCGGUCGUGUAGACUUUGUCUUGAAGAAGGUUCCUGUGGAGCCCGAUAUUGACGACCACCUCUUCCCCACAGUUGACACAUGGGAUCGAUUCGACCCCUACCACCAAUUCGAGCGCUACGGCGAACCAGAUGUGGCUGAGGAAGGGAUAGAGCGGCAGGAGAAACCAUGGUGGUGGAACUACUUCUCUCAGUCUGGCGUCUCGCCUCCACACUGGCUGCUGAGGAAUGUGUAGACACGUUUAGG
Messenger RNA from Acanthochromis polyacanthus (spiny chromis), 2230 nucleotides. RefSeq names its product carboxypeptidase Z (gene cpz). Gene Ontology annotation, molecular function: zinc ion binding; protein binding; metallocarboxypeptidase activity. The record is from RefSeq and is a predicted model, not a curated record. The transcript has 13 exons. NCBI's taxonomy places the organism in Eukaryota, Metazoa, Chordata, Actinopteri, Pomacentridae. Bases 219 to 2219 code for a protein of 666 amino acids. Gene Ontology annotation, biological process: proteolysis.